Messenger RNA from Solanum stenotomum, 2922 nucleotides. Its product is annotated as subtilisin-like protease SBT2.3. The coding region runs from base 338 to 2899 and encodes 853 amino acids. NCBI's taxonomy places the organism in Eukaryota, Viridiplantae, Streptophyta, Magnoliopsida, Solanales, Solanaceae. Gene Ontology annotation, biological process: proteolysis. The transcript is spliced from 10 exons. The record is from RefSeq and is a predicted model, not a curated record. Gene Ontology annotation, molecular function: serine-type endopeptidase activity.
UUUUUUUUUUAUAAUUAUGAAUAAACAAAACGUUCACAUGCACAGCAUCCAAGAAAAGUUUCACAGAUUCUCCUCUGCUUAUUAUUUAAUGCAGGUGUAUUCAUUCUACUUCCAAUUCUUGGUGGUGGCAAUAGCAAGAGGGUUCCCAUUAAUGUAAAGCACAAAUAAAGUUUCUAUCAGUGCCCACAUACUGCAAAAAGGGUUGCUUUAUUUGUGAACUUCACUUCUAGUGGUACUUGGGAAAAGAAAGAGUCUUUAAGCUUGGAAAUUGCCAAUGGAACAAAUGGGUAGUUUUUUUUUGGUGAAAAAAGAGUAGCUUUGUUGUGAUUUUGCUAAAAUGGGAGCUUAUAGGAUGUGGGUUGAGCUCAAAAUGGAAAAAGAUUUCACCUUUAAGUUGUUUGUAGUGCUAUUGUUGGGGGUAUUUGUGACUUGUGGGUUUUGUCUGGAUGAUGCAGAUUCAGAUGCUGUUGUGUAUAUUGUUACUCUGAAACAGGCUCCUGUUUCUCAUUUAUAUGGUGAGGAGUUUAGAGUGAAGGGUCACCAUCACCACAAUUCCAAGAAUCAUGGUUCAGGAAAUGUUAGUAGGCUGGAUAAACCAAGCCAUAUUUCACACAAACAUGCCCACAAUGCUUCCUCCACAUCAAGGAUGCACAAUUCUUUAUUGAGGAAGGUAUUGAGAGGAGAAAAGUAUUUGAAACUUUACAGCUACCACUACUUGAUCAAUGGAUUUGCUGUGCUUGUUACUCCCCAGCAGGCUUUCAAGCUUGCAAAUAGGAGAGAAGUGGCGAAUGUGGCUUUGGAUUUCUCAGUCAGAACUGCAACCACACAUACACCACAGUUCCUAGGUCUUCCUCUUGGGGCAUGGGCUCAAGAGGGUGGAUAUGAAACUGCUGGGGAAGGCAUUGUGAUUGGUUUCAUCGACACUGGAAUUGAUCCAACGCACCCCAGCUUCUCUGAUAAUACACCUGAGAGGCAUUAUCCUGUUCCACAGCAUUUUUCAGGCAUUUGUGAGGUCACUCGGGAUUUCCCAUCUGGAUCCUGCAACAGGAAGCUUGUUGGUGCCCGCCAUUUUGCAGCCUCUGCUAUAACCAGGGGGAUAUUUAACACUUCUCAGGACUAUGCUUCUCCUUUUGACGGUGAUGGUCAUGGGACACAUACAGCUUCAGUUGCAGCAGGGAACCAUGGGAUCUCUGUUGUUGUAGCUGGACAUCACUUUGGAGAUGCUAGUGGAAUGGCUCCUCGUGCACACGUUGCAGUUUAUAAGGCAUUAUACAAGAGCUUUGGUGGCUUUGCUGCAGAUGUUGUUGCUGCUAUAGAUCAGGCAGCUCAGGAUGGUGUGGACAUUAUCAAUUUAUCAAUCACUCCAAACAGGCGUCCUCCUGGUGUUGCGACUUUCUUUAAUCCUAUAGAUAUGGCCUUGCUAUCAGCAGUUAAGGCUGGCAUCUUUGUAGUACAAGCAGCAGGCAAUACUGGACCUUCACCUAAAAGUGUUUCUUCCUUCAGUCCAUGGAUCUUCACUGUUGGUGCUUCAACCCACGACAGGGUGUAUAGUAACUCUAUAGUGCUGGGAAAUAAUAUCACAAUACCUGGAGUUGGACUUGCACCUGGAACAGAUAGCAUGUACACUCUAGUUAUGGCAAGUCAUGCUUUGAAUGACACAGCUGCUAGUGAUAUGUAUGUGGGUGAAUGCCAAGAUGCCAGUAGUUUCAAUCAGACUCUUGUUCAAGGGAAUCUGUUAGUUUGCAGCUACUCUGUCCGCUUUGUGCUUGGACUUUCUACCAUCAAACAGGCCCUGGAAACUGCGAAGAACCUUAGUGCAGCUGGAGUUGUGUUCUGCAUGGAUCCCUUUGUCAUUGGUUUUCAAAUCAAUCCGACUCCAAUGAGAUUGCCUGGCAUCAUAAUUCCAUCUGCAAAUGAUUCUAAGAUCUUACUUCAGUACUACAAUUCUUCACUGGACCAAGAUGAAGUUACUAAGAAAAUCACAAGGUUUGGGGCAGUUGCAAGCAUUUCAGGGGGUCUUAAAGCAAAUUUCAGCUUAUCUGCUCCAAAUGUUAUGUUUUAUUCUGCUCGGGGACCAGAUCCAGAAGAUAGUUUUCUUGAUGAUGCAGACAUACUGAAACCGAACCUAGUUGCCCCAGGAAAUCUUAUAUGGGCAGCUUGGAGUUCUGGUGGCAUGGACUCGGUUGAGUUUGAAGGUGAAGAUUUUGCAAUGAUGUCUGGAACCAGCAUGGCUGCCCCUCAUGUUGCUGGUCUGGCAGCACUGAUUAAGCAGAAAUUUCCUAAUCUUAGUACUGCUGCUAUUGGAUCUGCACUUUCUACCACGGCUUCUCUAUCUGACAAAUAUGGUGGUCCCAUAUUGGCUCAGCGUUCAUAUGCUAAUCCAGAUUCAAACCAGUCUCCUGCGACACCUUUUGACAUGGGAAGUGGAUUUGUGAAUGCUACUGCAGCACUGGAUCCGGGUCUUAUUUUUGAUACAGGCUAUAGCGACUACAUGUCAUUCCUCUGUGGCAUAAAUGGUUCGGCACCUAUGGUACGGAAUUACACUGGUGAGAGCUGUGGAGCAUCUACAAUGAGUGGAACUGAUCUGAACUUACCUUCAAUCACGAUAUCGAAACUGAAUCAAUCCAGAACAGUUCAAAGAACAUUGAUAAACAUUGCUGCCAAUGAAACAUAUGUUGUUGGUUGGAGUGCGCCUUAUGGUGCUUCUAUAAAGGUCACACCAGCACGCUUUUUUAUUGCGUGUGGGCAGCAACAAGUCUUGAAUGUUGACUUUAAUGCUACUAUGAACAACUCUUCACCAAGCUUUGGAAGAAUUGGACUAUUUGGAAACCAGGGUCAUGUUAUAAAUAUUCCUUUGUCAGUCAUAGUAAAAAUUUCAUACAACACAACUAAUAGCUGAUUCAGCUGAUAACCAACCCUUCC